CCUUAACAUAUACACCUUUAAGACAAAAAGUAUAGGGCUGGUUCCCAUACGGAUUCACCACUGAAUAUCUGGCUUGCUCUUCUGUUUUUUAGACCAUGCCGCCUAAACCCUUUGCCUUUAAAUUGUCUACUCAUCACCUUCCAUUCCAUAACCUCUUCUCAACCUCUCCUUUUAAGAAUCCCUCGGAGAAGAAUAUUAUACACGAUCCUCCCUUCCCUUCCCUUCCCUUUCUCUCUCUCUCUCUCUCUCCCACCCUCUGUGUGCGCGCGCUCCUGUUGAGGCAAAAAAUGGGGUCGCCACCUUCUGCUUUUUGCAAACAAAAGGCCAUUGUAUUCCUCAGAUUUUUCAUGAUCUUGUUCUUGUGCUCUAUACCUGAGAAACCCGACCUUUGUUCUACCAGCUCCUUUUUCAACUCUACUGCUCUAUCUAAUAAGAGCUUACCCAACAUCCUUUCACUGGAAAAACUGAAUCUAGAUGGUUACUUCAGCUUUGAUAAUAUUGAACAUGCAACUAAAGACUUUGGCAACAGAUACCAUACCCAUCCAGCAGCAGUCCUGUAUCCAAAGUCAGUUUCUGAUAUUGCCUCCACGAUAAACUAUAUUUUCAAUAUGGGCUCUACUUCAGCGAUAACAGUUGCAGCCAGAGGCCAUGGUCACUCCCUUCAAGGUCAAGCACAAGCUCAUCAAGGGAUAGUAAUCAACAUGGAAUCACUUCAGGUUCCAGAGAUGCAGAUUCAGGUGGGAGAGAAACCUUAUGUGGAUGUAUCAGGGGGCCAGUUGUGGAUUAACGUUCUGCAUGAAACUCUUAAAUAUGGACUUGCACCGAAAUCUUGGACAGAUUACCUUCAUCUCACCAUAGGGGGGACAUUAUCAAAUGCAGGAAUUAGUGGACAGGCAUUCCGACAUGGACCUCAGAUCAACAAUGUUUACCAGCUGGAGGUUGUCACAGGCAAGGGAGAAGUAAUUACCUGUUCAGAGCAGCAGAAUGCAGAUCUCUUCUAUGGUGUUCUUGGAGGACUAGGGCAAUUUGGCAUAAUCACUAGGGCCAGAAUUUCUCUUGAACGAGCACCUCAGAAGGUGAAAUGGAUGAGAAUAUUGUAUUCCGAGUUCUCCAGAUUCUCCAAUGACCAAGAACAUUUAAUGUCUAAGAAUUCUUUUGACUAUAUUGAAGGAUUUGUAAUAAUAAAUAGAACAGGUCUCCUCAACAACUGGAGGUCCGCCUUUAGUCCCAAAGACCCACUUCAAGCCAGCCAAUUCAUUUCAGAUGGAAAAACCCUUUAUUGUAUGGAAAUUGCUAAAUACUUCAAUUCAGAGGAGUCUGACCUUGUGAACCAGAAAAUUGAGAACUUGCUGUCAGAACUAAGUUAUAUUCCAUCAACACUUUUCAUGUCAGAAGUUUCUUAUGUGGAAUUCCUGGAUAGAGUACAUGUGUCAGAAAUAAAGCUCCGAGCAAAAGGUUUAUGGGAAGUUCCACACCCAUGGCUGAAUCUUCUAAUCCCCAAAAGCAAAAUUUCCGAGUUUGCUCUAGAGGUCUUCGGCAACAUUCUUACAGACAGUAGUAAUGGUCCCAUCCUCAUGUACCCAGUCAACAAGGCCAAGUGGAACAAUCAAACAUCUUUAAUAACCCCAGGAGAAGAUAUUUUCUAUCUAGUGGCAUUCCUAUCUUCAGCAGUACCAUCUUCCACAGGCAAGGAUGGGUUGCAGCACAUUUUAAUCCACAACCAAAAAGUUCUUGAUUUCUGUUCUAAGUCCAAUCUUGGAGUUAAGCAAUAUUUGCCUCAUUAUGGCACACAAGAAGAAUGGCGAGCUCACUUUGGCCCUCAGUGGGAAGUUUUUGUACAGAGGAAAUCAACUUAUGACCCUUUUGCAAUACUAGCUCCUGGUCAAAGAAUUUUUAAAAGGCGAUAGCCUUCAUAAAAUUGUAGCUACUCACAUUAGCCACAAAACAUACAAAGUGCACUGGAGGAAUAUAGAGCCAUGAUGCCCAAAACUGUAAAUUACUAGAAGUCAUCACACAUUGUUGAGUUUCCACAACAAGCAUUAGCAAGAUAAAUAAUUAGUAGACCAUUUGACAUUGCUGUUAAUUAAGUUGAAAAUUUGAAGUAUGCAAAUGUUGAAAAAGAAACCACGGCAUUAACCUUGUAGUAGAUGCUUUUAAGCAAGCCAUACAGAAAGAUAUAUGUUAUCUAAUUUCUGUCAUUUCAAUGGAUAAGGGGAAGACAACUAUUUGAUUC
Molecule: messenger RNA, 2233 nt
Organism: Manihot esculenta (cassava)
Lineage: Eukaryota; Viridiplantae; Streptophyta; Magnoliopsida; Malpighiales; Euphorbiaceae
Product: cytokinin dehydrogenase 6
Exons: 5
Coding region: 96-1907 (603 amino acids)
Biological process (GO): cytokinin metabolic process
Molecular function (GO): FAD binding; cytokinin dehydrogenase activity
Source: RefSeq, a predicted model, not a curated record